Messenger RNA from Vitrella brassicaformis, 1927 nucleotides. The record is from the annotation of a GenBank genome assembly. NCBI's taxonomy places the organism in Eukaryota, Vitrellaceae.
CCGCUCUCUCGGCGCAUUUCGAUGACAGCGCGGCUUUGGCGGAUGUGUGUCUGGCGUGUCAGCUGCUGUCGAGAUGCUGUCGAUCAGUUCAGCUGCCGCCGCCGUCAUCUGUGAGUGCGCUGAUCUGACCCGUUGAGGUGCGAGAAGGCCGGCAGGCGGGGCGGAGGGCAUCAAAGGUGACAGUACAUGCUGUUUCUGUGUGCUUAAUUCUGUCAGGUUCUGUCACUCAGUCGCAGAUCAUCGCUUUGAGAGUGAGUCCUUCUCUUCUGGGUGGCCAAGGAGUGACUCACGGGAAGGCGCUGACCGACAGGGUGUGUGAGGCAAAACGGCAGAUCAAUCUCUUUGAUGCUUUGACACACACACGUGCUGCCUGUGCUGCUGUGUGUCUGCAGAGCCAUUCGUUUGUCACGCCUGCCUGCUGGUGCCGGGCGUCUGAUAUCGUUUGAGGUGAGCAGAGCAGCCGCCCUUCCACGGCACGUGGCGUGGGCGUGUGGUGGUCGCCCUCUCCAUCGUCGACAGUGUCCGGUGUGCUAUGUGGCAGGCGGUGGCCAUGUGCUGAUUGACGAGUGGCGAUGUCUGAUGCGGUUCCCGAUGAGCUGUGGCGUCGGCGUAUUCUCCCCUCCCUCCUCGUCCAUGAGGUCGUCUGUGUGCGAGCCACCUGCCGGGCGAAGUCGGCUCUCGUGACGGCUGGUGUGCUGGUGGAGCGCAUCGACGGGUCCCUUGCCCGCCUGACACUCACCGGCCUCAUCGACAUCGACCGCACGGGCCCCCCUCUCAUUCACCUAUGUGCUGGGGGUGGCCUAUGUGCUGGAGCAGGGCAGCAGCCAGGAUUGGCGUCUCGUCGGUGUGGUUUUCAUCCGCCUGGCCGCCAUCUAUCGGCUGACACCGGCCAGUGGGCUGCCGCUGGUGCUGUCGGCUCAGUGGCUGAUGGCCAAUCUCCCCAGCAAGACGGCCUUCCAUCAGCUGCCGCUCGCCAUGGCCAUCUACCGCCUCUUCGGCCACAUGCUCACAUACAGGGGACAGAGCCUGGCGGUGCAGCAGGCCGGCAACGGUGCCUAUCGGAUCGGCAAUGUGUCGUUCCGUGUGGUGCCGUUGAGUGAGCUGCCCGUCAAUCAUGACUACACUGACGGCUACCAGACGACCGAUCCCGUCAUCCGCCAUGACACCUGUCUCUACCGCUCCUUCUCGUCAUCCCUGGUGGAAUCGCUGUUCAUCGAAUGGGGCUAUGAGGAGGGGGUGGGCGUCAGGUGGGUGCUGCAGGCUCGCAUCAACCAAAAUGACCCCCGCUAUCGCCCUUUGCUGACAGUAGCCAUCAGUGAGCAGCAGGGGGGCAUCGCUGUGGACUACCGCUACGACCGGGGCAAUCUGAAUGCCAACCCAGCUGACUGUCGUUAUGUGCUUGUGAGCGGCUUCCGACCCGAUGAGGUCGUCGCUGCUCAUCUGUCGGUGUAUGGCGGGUACAUCUAUCUGCACACGACCGAGCCAUCUGCUGCCAAUCGGCCUCAUCCGCUAGCCGACCGCUACCCCGUGUCGAUGCCCCGCUGACGUGCCGUCCUGCAGCAGUUCAACCUCGAGAAUGACGUCAUCAACAGAGGGAGGGUGGUGGGAUGAGGGGAUGAAGGACAGAUAUAUGUGUGUGUAGUUGAGGGGGGCUGAGUGUGAUGGGUUGAGUGGAAGUGGCUGAGGGCAUUCAUUGAUGGAAUGGAAUGGAAUGGAAUGGAUGUCAUCUCUUCCCUUAUCAAUGCGUGCGGACUAAUCUGCUGACUGUAUGAGAGUGUGUGAGUGAAACUUAGAUAGAUGACCGCACUCGCAUGGGAUGCCGACGACAUCAACGGAGGGACGGUGUACCACUGUGUCUGAUGUGUCCUGACUGUGUGUACGUCCAACUGACUGACAUAGAUUCAUUCAAAUAAUACGCGUGAUGUGA